Brassica napus (rape) is the source of this 1695-nucleotide messenger RNA. RefSeq names its product zinc finger MYM-type protein 1-like. The transcript is spliced from 4 exons. Lineage: Eukaryota; Viridiplantae; Streptophyta; Magnoliopsida; Brassicales; Brassicaceae. Bases 1 to 1695 code for a protein of 564 amino acids. The record is from RefSeq and is a predicted model, not a curated record.
AUGGAUAAAUUUCUAAAUCUGAAAAGAAAAUCUCCAUCAACCGAUGAUAUUCAUCUAGACGACAUGCCGCAUGAUCCCGGAGAAAGAAAAGGGAUUCAUGAAUAUGAUCAUAAUCAAAUAGAUGAGGUGAGACGCAAGUACUUGACUAGAGGACCUUGUCAACCUCGUGGGCAUAGUUUUAACCAAAGAGUUAUCUCAGGUGCAUUAAGGCGGUUUAAUCCUUCUUGGUUUGAUCAGUAUGAGGAAUUUGAUAGUUGGAAUAAGUCUGACAAAUUGGCUGGCCAUGUAGGUGCGGUAAAUAGCUUUCACAACAUAGCCAAAAAGAAGUGUGAAGAUUUGAUGAGACAAGGUCAGUCAAUCAAACAUGCUUUCCAAAAGCAAACCGAUGUUGUAAAAAAAGAGUAUCGUAUCCGACUAAAUGCUUCAGUCGAUGCUGCUAGAUACUUACUGAAAAAAGGAUUACCGUUUCGUGCUCAUGAUGAGACAGUCGAUUCUAGCAGCAAAGGAAAUUUUUUGGAGUUAGUGAAAUAUACUGCUGCACAGAAUGAAGAUGUGAGCAAGCAAAUGGCUAUAGUUUUUCGCUUUGUCGAUAAACACGGUAUGGUCAAAGAGAGAUUUGUUGGUCUUAUCCAUGUGAAAGAUACAUGUUCUUUAUCUUUGAAAUCUGGAAUUGAUUCAUUGCUUGCUAAAUAUAGUCUGAGUCUGAAAAUGGUGAGAGGACAAGGCUAUGAUGGAGCAGGAAAUAUGAGAGGUGAAUUUAAUGGUCUGAGAGCACUGAUUUCAAAAGAAAACAGUUCGGCAUACUAUGUACACUGUUUUGCUCACCAACUACAAUUGGUAGUUGUUGCUGUCGCGAAGAAACAUUUUGAAAUUAGAGAUUUCUUUGAUAAGAUUUCUUUGUUAGUGAAUGUGGUUGCAGCUUCUUGUAAAAGGAAAUAUAAAAUGCGAGAAAUUCAGCGGGAUAUAAUUGAAAAGGGAAUAAGCAGUGGUGAAAUCAAGACUGGAAAAGGAUUGAAUCAAGAGUCUUCUCUUCCAAGACCAGGGAGUACACAUUGGGGUUCUCAUUAUAAAACGUUGAUGCGGUUAGUUGAGAUGUUUUCUUCUGUGGAUGAGAUGCUUAUAGAACUUGUCACUGGCCUUCAACUAAAAGAUCAAGACAUCCUAAAUGUUGUCUCACUAGUAGAAUCCACUAAGCGGCAACUACAGAAGUUCAGAGAUGAUGGCUGGAAUUCUUUUGUGAAUGAUGUUUUAGCUUUUUGUAAGAAACAUGACACUGGUAUUCUCAACAUGGAGGACGAUUUCAUCGAUCCAAGAAAGCCACACAAAAAGACCAACAUUACCAACUUGCAUCAUUAUCAAGUUAACUGUUUUUAUACAAUAUUGGAUAUGGAGCUUCAAGAGUUUAAUGGUCGCUUUAACGAGGUAAACUCUGAGUUACUCGUUUGCACAUCAGCUUUAAGUCCUACUGCUUCAUUCCGUGAGUUUGAUAAAGAAAAGUUAUUGAGACUGGCUAAAUUCUAUCCUGAGGAUUUUAGUGUUAUGGAGUGCAUAUCACUUAAGCAGCAACUUGACAUUUAUAUUGAUAAUGUACGAGGAGAUGAAAGGUUUGCUGAUUUGAAACAUCUUGGAGAUCUAUCGCGGUUAAUGGUAGAAACCAAAAUCAUCUUUCUAAACCUUUGGUGUAUAGGCUCUUGA